Molecule: messenger RNA, 787 nt
Organism: Phycomyces blakesleeanus NRRL 1555(-)
Lineage: Eukaryota; Fungi; Mucoromycota; Mucoromycetes; Mucorales; Phycomycetaceae
Exons: 1
Coding region: 46-651 (201 amino acids)
Source: RefSeq, a predicted model, not a curated record
AACCAGACACGCAAUAAGGUCGCCAACCGACUCAGUGUGUCUGGCAUGGACCUCUUAAUCCAACGUGAACACGACAAGGCCGAACUGUUGCGGAAACCUAAGCGUAUCAACCCUUCAACUGUCCAGGUUGAAGGAAUGCUGGCCAAGCUGCCCGAACAAGGCAUCCACAACAUCAACUUCCAGAACCCCAACAUCCGCAUAGCACCUCCUCUCCCACGCGUUCCAAUGGGCGACUUUAAUCAUAGCACUAAUAACCUCAGCUCUUCUCAACAAUACAUUCAAGGACGUAGUAUUGGUCCCGUAGUAAAUCAUCAUCAGCAUCAGCAUCAGCAUCAUAAUCAGCAGCAUAAUUCAGAACAUCAAAAAGGCCAAGGCCACCGCAUGAAAAACACAGAUGCUCGUCGACGAGCAGAAAUGCUCCGUAACGAAGUAUCCUCCAUCCCUCCCCGACCACUCUCCAGCAUGUCUACUCCCUCAAACCAGCAGCCAAUGAUGGGCCAAUAUAUGCCUAUGGUUGUGAACCCAAUGCAGAUGCCUCUUCAAGUACAGAACCCGAUGGGUAUGGUUUCUAGCCGAAGUCUUGGCAACUCUAGUCGACCCUUGAGCAUGAUGGGUCCCACAUCAGGCGCAUGGGGAAGUACUAUGUUCUAAUAGCAUAUUUCAUUUAGAUACCAUUUUUUACCAUUAAUUAAUUAAAUAAAUAAAAUAAAAUAAAAUAAAUUUAUAUAAAUAUAAAAUAUAAAUAUAAAAGGAAACUGAAUAAAAUCAUAAGCAUCAAUUACAUAUA